Molecule: messenger RNA, 1476 nt
Organism: Gadus chalcogrammus (walleye pollock)
Lineage: Eukaryota; Metazoa; Chordata; Actinopteri; Gadiformes; Gadidae
Exons: 3
Coding region: 50-922 (290 amino acids)
Source: RefSeq, a predicted model, not a curated record
AUUGUUCAACAGUUUUACUUCUGUUUCUUUCACUAAACAGCCCAGACCCAUGUACUGCAGGAUCAAUCCAACGGUUCCUGUCCUGGACCGUUAUUUUAAUGGCCAGGACACCAAAACGGAUUUCCGAUUGGGCAGGGAGGCCCUGGCAGUGCUGCUGGACCUUCUCGGCCAGGAGCGGAGACAUGGAUGGGGUGCCACCAUUGAGACCCUGGUGUUUCUAUUCUGGCUGGCUAGUGGGACAUCAUACAGGGUGGUCUCCAGAGUGUUCGGGAUGCCUCGUUCCACUGUCCACCGCAUCGUCCACAGGGUCACUGAGGAGGUGGUGGCCAUUCGCCACAAAGUCAUCCACCUCCCGAAGACCCCUGAAGACCUGGUGGCAGUGACCAAUGGGUUUGCAGGGCUGGCAAGACACCGCGCUUUUGGGAAAGCAGCGGGAGCAAUCGACGGCUGCCAUGUCCGUAUCAAGCCACCGAGCGGCCCUGAUGGUCACUGCUACAGGAACAGGAAACUGUUUUCCUCCAUAAUUCUGCAGGCUGUUUGUGACCAUCAGGGCCGCUUCCUUGAUACGUACGUGGGCUGGCCUGGAUCAGUCCAUGACUCCAGAGUCCUCCGCCACAGCCCACUGUAUAGGUCACUCUACCCUCCUCCAGGGCACUUCAUCCUUGCAGACGGCGGGUACCCUUUGCCUCCAACACCCACUACCCCUCAUCACUCCCUACAAGAGGCCAGUGUGAGGUGUGGGAGCCCAGCACUUCAACUGGCAUCAUUCCAGGGCACGCUCCAUUAUAGAGCGUGCUUUUGGAAUGAUGAAGACCAGGUUCAGGGCCAUCUUCCUGCAAGCGCUGGAGGUGCACCACACCUUCGUACCUCACGUCAUAACAGCAUGUGCCAUCCUCCACAACAUCUGCCUUGGGGCCGAUGACAUCAUGGCCCCAGAGGAGGAGGAUGAGCCUGAGGACGAUGUAGAGGAGGAUGAGGGGGGCGAUGGUUUGGAGGCAGUCAGUGGUGCUCCCUGGCGGGACCAGCUGUCUGCAGAGGUGUCUGCCCUGGAGGAGGCCCCCCCUGACCACCAAUAUAUACAGGCAAGUAAUAUAAUUGAAAAGCUAUUUCUAUUUAUUUAAAAUGUUUUGUAGAAUAGUUUUACCCGUUCAAAUAAUUUGUGGCAAGAUUUCUUUUGUCAAAAUAAGGUUGUGUAGUAUUUAGUAUGCAUUCUUGCCCUUUUUUUCCAAAUACAUUUUAGUGACAUGGCAGCCGUCGAUUGAGUCAGCCCUGCAAACCCAUUUGGUGCGGUGGACAGUGGAGAGAGGCAUAUCAAGCACACUCUGGAGACCACCCCUGGAUGUCCCACUGACAGGAGAGACACCAGAGUCUUUAAUGUGGCAGCCCAUCCGGGUCCAGCAGCACCACCAGGGGCUCCCUGCUCUGCUGAAUCAUUAUGUUAUUGUAUAUAGUAGUUUUAUAAUAAUUGUUGUAAAU